This is a messenger RNA of Coccidioides immitis RS, 712 nucleotides long. RefSeq lists its product as uncharacterized. NCBI's taxonomy places the organism in Eukaryota, Fungi, Ascomycota, Eurotiomycetes, Onygenales, Onygenaceae. The record is from RefSeq and is a predicted model, not a curated record. The transcript has 2 exons. Bases 254 to 574 code for a protein of 106 amino acids.
GACUUCUCUCACGCUCUUUCGAUCGCAGCUUAACGAGUGCGUUGCGCUUCGUUUCGACUGUGCCAUUUACCUCCGCAAUAGCCACGGUUUUCUCUCCAGCCCGCUCCGUAGCGAACCAUUUUUAUCACUGGAGACCAGACUCGAAAUCAGCGGGCUUCCGAGGUCCUUCAAUUGCCAGCGACUUACACCCUAAAGCUCCCGCACUAGCUCCGCUCUCCUCCACGCGCCGUCCCACGCUCCGUUCCAAGUCACAAUGUCUCUCCCUCUCUCCACCAUCUCCUCCUUCCGCACCUCCUUCUCUCCCUUCUCCCCACUCUCCAAACCCUGCCGACUCGUUCUCUCCCUUCUCCAGACACCCACAACUACCCCAGCCUCCAGCGCCUCACACAUCAAGAUCUCCGUCACAAGGUUACCCCGAAACAGCCCGCAGCUCCCAGAGAUGACCAUCGGAUUCCGUAACGGAAAGGAGCUGAAGUUCGAGGUGGGCAAAAAUAAAAUGGCGAUCGGCGAUAUAUUGGAAGAGUUAGGACGUGUGGGCAGAGUGAUUGAGAGAGAGGAGAGUUUGAAAGGCUGAUCAACUUGCUCCUUUUUUCCUUUUUUUUUGGUUCUAGAAGAUUUGCUGAGAAGAGUGUACCUGUUGGAAUAUUGAGGAUAUACGCGUAAUCUGUACAAUAUGGAAAGAUAGAGAGGUAUUUUGUAAAAGAGAGAUGAA